GGAAAUUCGAGCCAGUCACCGCCGACGCUUGAGAGGAGAAAGGACGCGCGAUCUUGUCAAAGAAGACGUUGACUGAAAUUUCCCCAAAAUGUCUAUGUACAGAAAUACAGUUUGGUUCUUGAAAGGACUGAAGGAAUAUACUAAAAGUGGAUAUGAAGCAGCAAGCAAAGGGUUUAAAGAAUCCGAUUUGGAAGUUGACUGCACCGGAAAGCACUACAUGAUAACAGGUGCAAACAGUGGAAUUGGCAAAUGCAUCGCAACGGAAAUUGCCAAACGAGGGGGAACAGUUCACAUGGUUUGCCGGAACCCAAAGACUGCGGAAGAAGCCAAGGGCGAAAUCACCGAAGCGUCGAACAAUCAGAACGUCCAUCUACACAUUUUGGAUAUGUCAGUGCCUCAGGAUGUCUGCAAAUUCGCACAAACCUUCAUGGAGCAGCACGACCAGCUACAUACAUUGGUUAAUAACGCAGGGUGCAUGAUCAACACUAGGGAGGUUAUUGACGAAAAUCUCGAGAAAAACUUUGUGACCAACACUCUCAGCACACACAUUCUGACAACCAACCUCAUUCCAAUUCUGAAAAAAAGCGAGAAAGCCAGAGUUGUGGUGGUCACGUCUGGAGGAAUGCUGGUGCAGAAGCUCAAUGCCGAUGACCUGCAGUUCGAGAAGAUGAAGCCUUUUGACGGAACAAUGGCUUAUGCCCAGAACAAGAGACAGCAGGUGGUGAUGACAGAACAGUAUGCAAAGGAAUAUCCUGAUGUUCACUUCUCCUGUAUGCAUCCUGGUUGGGCAGACACACCUGCAGUGAGGAAUUCCAUGCCAGAAUUUUACAAUAAGAUGAAGGAUAAGUUACGAAGCCCCAGUCAGGGAGCAGACACGGCUGUGUGGCUGGCUAUUUCACCUGCUGCUUUGGAACAACAGUCUGGUCUUUUCUUCCAAGAUCGCAGUCCAGCAGCUACACAUCUUCCCUUGGCCUGGACGAAAGUCUGCACCAAAGACGAAGAAAACUUCAUGACUCUGCUGAACGACUUGGCAGCCAAAUUUAAAGCAUAGGUUACCGAGAUCUUCUGAGCAUCAUUACCUCUUUUUUUUCUUUUGCUUUUUCUUUUCUUUUCUUUUGAUUUCCUUUGUCUUUCUCAUCAGUAUUUUGGUUAAUUAAUAUGGGGGGGUAAGAGGUUUAUUAAAUGUACCGUACUGUUCUCUUGUCAGCUAGACCUAACUACCUCAUUACUCCACUUAUCAUCAUUUCCAUCUUCAUGCAGCUUACAUUCAUAGAAAUGAAGUUCCUCAUAUUCCUUAAGAUGUAAAGAAUGAAAAAAAUGCAUGUAUAUACAUAAGUAACAGGGAUGUUCUGGAGUAUAAAUAAUUGCUAAUGAAUGGUAAUCAACCAUGCAUUUAGUUAUUACUGCAUGAAUAUCUACAGAGUACAGUCUAAGUGCCUCUUCACCAUUUAUUAAAAAUAAUCUUGCUGUCAGGAGAUAAAAAACUAAUCUUUUAGAACUUUCCCAUGAAAAAGAAGAUACUCGAGGAUCAAAACACACACGAGAACAGAAGAACCGUUUGUGUGAUUUUAGUUGAUGUUCGUGAUUGAUAGAUGAGCACUCACGGCCAGAACAAUCUUCUUUAAAGAUGUAAUCACACCAUGAAUGUGAAAUGAAAUUUACUUAUGAUCAGUGUAAUUAUCUAAGUUUUUAUAUAUAUAAGUAUAUAGAUAGGUAAAGAUAUAGAUAUAAUUCUGCCAGUGAUUUUGUCUGUCAGUUAUAUACAAAGUCUUCAAAUUCUCUAGUUAAUGAUUUAGACACUAUCACUCUCAGAUAGAGAUCAGAGGCAUAAGAAGGGGUAAAGGAAUAAAGUAGAAUGUAGGUUGGUAAUUUAAAUAUGAUUUAACAUCCUCAAAUAUUAAUGAAGUCACUACUAAAGACUUCAUAAUCAAUUAAUUUUUUGUUUUUUGUAGGUUUGAAGCAACUUCUUUGAAAAGAUAACCUUGUAAGAUGUUUCAAGGGUUUUAAUACUAACUAGGGGUACGAUGUAAACAAAGAAUUUCUGAACAAAAUAUUCCCACCUCCCCAUCCUAGUCUUAUUUAGCAAAAAAAAAAAAAAAAAAAAAAAAAAAAAAAAAAAAAAAAAAAAAAAUAAAUAAAUAAAUAAAUCCCCUCAUAAUGAUGAUAAUAACAAAUUAAUAAUUUCAAUUUACUCUAGAAUACACUUCACAUAGGUUCAACAUUUACACUUUGAUCUGAUAUAUUUGUCUUAGGCAUAUUGUCCUCUUGUUAUUAGCUGCCAUAGUCUGUGGAGCCAUGGUGUUCGUCCCAGCUAUGUUUGACCACACUGUUUGUCUGGGCUGUGCAUUGAUACCAUACAAUGAGUCAUGACAAUCUCAACCUUAUGCAAUUGUAUAAAAGUUUGUAUCUUUGCCCAAUCAUUUCAGACACAAUCUUGUGUUAAAUAAUCCAGAAGUAUGAUGGAAUUCUGCCAGAAUAUAUGAAAAAUAUAUAAAAUGUAUGGAAGAAGAAGAAGGGAAAAAAAAGCAUAUCAUUUUAUACAUCUGAUGGAUGUAGCAGAAAAUUGUUCAGGAGCAUGGUAAACAUUGCAUUGUGAACUCCAGAUAGUUUUACUUUAUAAAAUCAGACAAUCAGUUUUCAUCAGUUACAUCUUAGCAGAAUAUUAAAUUUUUACAUUGGUUUUUAACAUGAGUGGCAGUUUAUAAAAGCCAAAAGUCUGCUCUGAGAUUUCCUUAUAAACCUAUUUGCUAGUGACAUGCCUUUCUUGAGGUGGUAUCUUUAAAGAUGCUGCUAACAUGUUACCAAGAAUUGCACAAAAGAAUUUUUCACUUGUGAUACUAAGAGAGGGUUCCACUUAUGCUUUGAUUUAAGCCGAGAGAAGUCCUGCAUGGAAAAAUGAUAGGAAACAAAUGCUCAAACCUUACCUCAAAAUUUCAAAUCUCAAGAGUAGGUAGGUCCAACACAAAAAUGUAAUUUAUUAUAUAAUCUUACCUGUAUUAGGUCUCCCUUUUGAAGGCCUUAUACCAUUAAAUAUAAGUCAUAGUUAGCAUGAAAGUUAUCAAGGACCUUUUCAGCACAAUAUCAACCAACUUCCACUUGGUGAGGUGAACCGGUCACUCACUUAUAAAUUGUUAAAUGCAGAAUAAAUUGUUAUAGUUGUGAGAGGAAGAUGUAAAUAAUUUUAUCUCAUGUCUCUGCAAUACUGAAUAUAUUUCAGUAUUAAAAUGUAAACUUUGUCCAAUAAAACCAAAUUACACAAUCAA
This is a messenger RNA of Penaeus monodon (black tiger shrimp), 3263 nucleotides long. RefSeq names its product dehydrogenase/reductase SDR family member 12-like. NCBI's taxonomy places the organism in Eukaryota, Metazoa, Arthropoda, Malacostraca, Decapoda, Penaeidae. The record is from RefSeq and is a predicted model, not a curated record.